Messenger RNA from Parnassius apollo (apollo), 513 nucleotides. NCBI's taxonomy places the organism in Eukaryota, Metazoa, Arthropoda, Insecta, Lepidoptera, Papilionidae. The record is from the annotation of a GenBank genome assembly.
AUGAGAGUGGUGUGUACGAUCCUUGUCAUCGCCGUGGUAGCCUGCAGCGCUGCCCCUGGUGCUGGUGCGGAAGACGAUGGGAAGAUUGAGUUGUUUUCGGGAGUAGCUAUUGAAAGACAUAUAAUAACAGUAAAUGUUGUUAAAAUGCUUAUAACAAAGGAGGAAAAGGAUGGCGCACGUGGGAAGAUCAAGAAAUACACGCCUCUGCUAGCCGGUAUAGGAGUGAAAGUUAUCGCCGUGGUGGGCCUACUCUUCGGAGCUCUCACUCUACUUGUCACAAAAGCAUUGGUGGUAGCCAAGCUGGCGUUCUUAGCAGCCGCAGCGCUAGGUCUUCACAAGCUUCUGAGUGGAGGAGGACUUAAUAAUAUCAGUGGCAAGAUCGCCAGCUUCCAGUCGACGCCUCAACAAUGGUCAUCACCAACUGCUUCAGCUGCAUCAUACCCUUACGCUAGAUCUGCCAGUUUGAUCCAAGAUGCAAAUGAUCUAGCGUAUAAAGCACAAAUUUCUUCAUAA